Etheostoma spectabile (orangethroat darter) is the source of this 4940-nucleotide messenger RNA. RefSeq names its product solute carrier family 39 member 6 (gene slc39a6). Bases 340 to 2577 code for a protein of 745 amino acids. The transcript has 13 exons. Gene Ontology annotation, molecular function: zinc ion transmembrane transporter activity; monoatomic cation:bicarbonate symporter activity. Lineage: Eukaryota; Metazoa; Chordata; Actinopteri; Perciformes; Percidae. Gene Ontology annotation, cellular component: plasma membrane. The record is from RefSeq and is a predicted model, not a curated record. Gene Ontology annotation, biological process: zinc ion import across plasma membrane; intracellular monoatomic cation homeostasis.
CGCACGGCGGCGCCGGGGCUCGGUUUCCGGGUUUAUGGUCUUUGUGCACACGGCACCAGCCUGGUGCAGAGCGCACAAACCCAACGUGUUACUGUUUACCUCCCCUAGCAGUGUUCGUGUGUUUCGCAUCAGACACGCGCGGCCGGUUGAAGGAGUUUUUAAUAUUUUUAUGGCGUGAUGUUGUUGUAAAGUUACGCGGAGCCUCGGUGGCUAUCGCGAGGCCGGAGCUCGAGCCUGGGCCGCGGGCAGCCAGCUGGCAGAUGCCGCCUGUCAGCAGCAUCCUCCGGGACAAAUCUCAUGAAAACCCGCGGCUAGCAGGGUGGCUAACCCGGCUAAAUCAUGGUUAGGAGCCGAGGAGAUGUUGACGCUGCUGUUGGUCCUCGCCGCCGGUCUGUCCCGCGGGUCGCCGGUCCCGACUGCAGCCCCGUCGCCACGGAGACCAGCAGCGCGGGGCGGUUACUGUCGGCCGUGGUGGACCCGCAGAGAGCCGAGCAGAGCCAGAGGCAGCACCUGGAGGCCCUGUUCAACAGAUAUGGAGAAAACGGCACCAUCUCUCUGGCCGGUUUAAAGCGUCUGUUACAGAACGUGGGUCUGGAUCGCAUCAGGACCGUUACGGUGCAGCAUCACGAGGAACCGGGCCACCACGAUCACCACCACCACCACCACCACCACCACCAUAACCACGGUCACCAUGGUCACCACCAUCACAACCACAACGACUCCCAGGAGCACGCUGAGCCCUCUCAGCCCGGAACGCUCCCAAAACCGUCUGAAGCGUCCAACGCCGAGGACAGCCUGCACCGUAAGGGCACCGCGGCGGCGGCGGCCCGGGACGGCGGCACCACGGCGGCGUACAGCGCCGAGCUGGUGGUUCAACCGGACGUCGUGCGCAACGGACAAAACGGCAGUCCGGCGGCGGAGGAGACUACUGCCGGGCUCACCGUCACCGAAAGCAAGACGAUGGAGGCUGCAGUCACCCGGGGCAAUAACGACCACAAUCAUGACCAUGACCACGAACAGGACCACGACCACGAACAGGACCACGACCACACUGACCACGACCACGGUCACGGUCACAACCACAAGCGGAGCGCGGAGUGUCUGAACGCCUCCGCCAUCCUGUCGUCACACGGGAUGUUUCAGGAAGUAGACGUGACCCUCGCCGACUUCAGCUUCCUCUGCCCCGCCCUCCUCAACCAGAUCGACGGCGGAGUGUGCAUCCUGCACGGAGGCGCCGACGGGGAGACGGACCAUAAACAUCGUCACGGCGACCACGACAACUCUGAGGUCGGCCGAGAAAGUGACAAGAACAUUGCCAUAGCGUGGGUGGGGGGCUUCGUCUCCAUCACCAUCAUCAGCCUGCUCUCCCUGCUCGGCGUCAUCCUCAUCCCGCUCAUGAACCGGGUUUUCUUCAAGUUCCUCCUCAGCUUCCUGGUUGCGUUGGCCGUGGGCACGCUGAGCGGCGACGCCUUCCUGCACCUCAUCCCCCACUCUCAGGGAGGCCACCAUCACCACCACCCCAACGAGACGGGGCAUGGGGUGGAGGGACACCACCUCCACGAUGAGCAGGAGGAAGACCUGGACGGGGUCUGGAAGGGUCUCACGGCUCUGAGCGGGGUCUACAUCAUGUUCCUCAUCGAGCACUUCCUCACGCUGGGGAAGAUGUACAAGGACAAGAAACAAAAGAUCCAGAAGCAGUGGGACCAGAACGACAAAGCCGAUGCAGAGAAGCAGCCGGCGCUGGAAGACCACGACCUGAAGCCCCCUGAAGACGUGGAGACGAACGGCGCGGGUAUCUUCGGCGACCGCUCCAUCAGCCUGCACGGCGGCGUGGCGGAGGAGGAGCAGGUGAUGCUGGCGCCGCAGCCGUCCGCCGGCGCCUCGCCGCAGGGCUCCGCCGCCUACACCGCCGAGGACUGCGAGAACAAGUGCCACUCCCACUUCCACGACACGGUGGGCCAGGCGGACAGCAUGCACCACCACCACCACGACUACCACCACAUCCUGCACCACCACCACUCCCAGAACCACCACCCGCACAGCCACUCCCACUCCUACUCCGAGGAGCACUUCCAGCAGGCCGGCGUGGCCACGCUCGCCUGGAUGGUCAUCAUGGGGGACGGGCUGCACAACUUCAGCGACGGCCUGGCCAUCGGCGCUGCCUUCACCGAGGGUCUGUCCAGCGGCCUCAGCACGUCCGUGGCCGUCUUCUGUCACGAGCUGCCGCACGAGUUAGGGGACUUUGCGGUGCUCCUGAAGGCCGGGAUGACGGUGCGCCAGGCCAUUCUCUACAACGUGCUGUCGGCCAUGAUGGCGUACCUGGGCGUGGUGAUCGGCAUCGUGAUCGGACACUACGCCGAGAACAUCUGCAUGUGGAUCUUCGCCCUCACGGCCGGGCUCUUCAUGUACGUGGCCCUGGUGGACAUGGUGCCGGAGAUGCUGCACAACGACGCCGGCGACCACGGCUUCAGCCACUGCGGCUUCUUCCUGCUGCAGAACGCCGGCAUCCUGCUGGGCUUCUGCAUCAUGCUGCUCAUCGCCGUCUUCGAGCACAAGAUCAAGCUGGACCUGGGCUAACGGGGGACAAGCUGGACCUGGGUUAACGGGGGGACAGGCGGGGGGACAAUCCUGAGCUCCGUGUGCGUCUUCAAGUGUCUCCGUCAGAAGUGUACUGUGUCUUUUUAUUUGUUGUUGUUGUAGACCGUCCUGUCGCCUUGAUUUAGUUGGGAUUGUCCACGCGGUGCAGGAGGAAGUAGAAAUACAGAAGAACUCAUUAGGAGUAAAAAAAAUAAUAACUGAAGAAGUUGUUUUAUUUUCUUAGACUGCAGUUAAAAAUGUCAGCGAUUUCUCCUUUAGUCAACAAACUUGUGAAGUCUUGAGAAGAGGAAAAAGAAGCUCUUUCCACAAAAACCCUCAAUUGAUAAAUCUUUCCCUUUUUAGCAUUUCCUAAUAACCCAAAAUGACUCUGCUCAUGCAGAUAUCUGUCCCUUAACCUUCUGUGGCAUCAUAUGUGAGUCAGUUCUCCACCCUAUUAUGUCUUUAUUUGUCUGGUUUUUGAUGUGUUGGAAGUGUUUCUGCUGCUGAGUCAAACCACAUCGGUAUUUCAAAUAAUCCCCUGAAGGCGGACCAGCUCCACCUGUGAGUCCACUAGGUGGUGUCCAAGGGACCGUUUCCACAGCAGAUGUUUUGACUCGUCAUGGUAGGAGAAGCAGAAACUGAUCACCUUAACGAUGUCUCAGUUCCAUCCAGUGUCCCAGUCUGUUUCCCUGAGUCAGCAUGUCUCUCCUAAAUGGGAUGCAGCCGUCACUAAUGGUUUUAGCCCUCGUGUUGUCUUCACGUCAACAACGGUCACUUUUCGACAUUAUCAUUGCUUUUUCAAUGUUGUGGGUGUUUUUUGAUAUUUUUAAUGUUGACAUUUUCAGCGCUUAUUUUGACGGUCCAUUUGUUUGUGACAAAAAUAAAACUUAACUGAAAACGGGUCAAUUUGACCCAAGGACAACAUGAGGGUUAAAUACACCUGUGCUUUUCCUACUAUGUGUCAACACACCUGCCGUGAAAAAGAGAGAGAUAUAUAUAUAUAUAUAACUGUAUAGGUACAGAUAGAUAUACAGCAAUCCCUUUCAGAAUGAAUCUCUGCAGUUAUCCUUAUUCAGGCUGCGACUAUCGAUCAUUUUACAUCCUAUUUAAUUUGGAGCAUUAAGUUUGGAGUGUGAUCGGCACUACUGUGAAGCUUUUUGAUUUUCAGCAGCACUUCAUGGUGUUUGGAUUUAUAUUGUCCAAAAACAACCCUAAACUGUGACAUCUGUUCACGUGGAGCUGAACAGUCUACACACAUUUUUGCCAAUUUUCAGAUUUUAGUCUUUCCCUUUGUCUUUGUUACAUUUUGAAGGCCAGCGGACCAGAGUUCUUUAGUUUCAGUUCCUUUACUUUUGAGGCUGCGUGUUACUGUCACUUUAAGCUUUACUAAGGAUUUCAAACUAUUACUUUUGUCCUUUUUUUUUAGUCUCCAAACAGCAGAGCCAACGCCUGCAGACGCCUUGAUUCUGUUAUAAUAAAGUGGGGGUAAGGAUCCGUUUUCAUGUCUUUAAACGAGUGCAACGUUAUAAAUGUCUCCUAGGAGAGACGCCAUGUUUUAACGAUAUCGGGUUCUAACGCCGCCCUCCGACUUAACCCUGAACUGGACCUCGGGCCCACCACCGGGCUUCUGACUCCUCUGGGAAAGGCAGUCAGAGAAUCGCCAAACACAAUGCAUGUUGGGUAUUUUCAUGAUGAGAAACUGAAGGCCAGUGAUGGGGAGAAGGGGACCUCGGCACGUAGACUCGUCUGCUUUAGUGUACUCUUUUAAAGUUUCUUUUUAACUUGUGUUUUGAUUUUAUUGUUCUUGUAGAGAGUGGAGGUGGCAGCUCAACCCUGAUCAUGUUCAGAGACGCUAGUACGUGGAAAGUAUUUGUUACAGUAUUGCUCCUGCUCAGUUUGAAUACUGACUUUGAUACCAGUAAGCAGAAAUAACUGCGUCCCUCAUCAAGCUCACUUUGCAUAUCUUCGUCAGUUCUUUGUUUAUAAAAAAGGAAACUACUCUGAAAAAGUGAUUUUCUGGCCUUUUAGAAGAAAAAGUGUAUUUGCUUAAAUUCUGAAAAGCAAGUUCAGUCCAGACCCGGACCCACUGUGUAUAUUACAUGUACGAUAUUAUACUAUAUGUAUAUAUUUGUGUACUAUACUGUAUGAGUACCUGUUUAAUUUCAGUUGUGGACUUUGUGCUUUUGCAAACAAACAAUCUCAUUCACAGAAAAUGUAAGGGAAAAGAGUGUUUCUUCUUUUCUUUUUCUUUGUUUUUGUCUAGAUGUAUAUGUCGAUAUGAAAGGGUUAUUGAAGGAAACUCCAGCACGGACUCACCGAGCUCUUUGACAUUCCUGAACACAAUAAACCGUCUCCUUCCCACC